AUGCGCGUGGCGGUGUCGGGCUGCUGCCACGGGGAGCUGUCGAAGCUGUACGAGACGCUGGCGCUGGCGGAGCGUCGGGGCCCCCAGCGGGCCCCCGGCCCCGGCCCCGGCCCCGCCCCCCUCGACCUGCUGCUCUGCUGCGGGGACUUCCAGGCCGUCAGGAACGAGGCCGACCUGCGCUGCAUGGCCGUGCCCGCCAAGUACCGCCACAUGCAGACCUUCUACAGGUAUUAUUCCGGAGAGAAGAAGGCCCCCGUCCUUACCAUCUUUAUUGGGGGAAAUCACGAAGCUUCGAAUCACCUGCAGGAGCUGCCGUAUGGAGGUUGGGUGGCACCAAACAUAUAUUACCUAGGUUACGCCGGGGUGGUUAAAUACCGUGGCGUGCGGAUCGGAGGGUUGUCUGGAAUCUUCAAAUCUCACGACUACCGGAAAGGUCAUUUUGAAAGUCCACCGUAUGAUCAGAAUUCCGUAAGAAGUGCUUAUCACGUGAGAAAUAUUGAAGUCUUCAAACUAAAACAGCUGAAACAGCCAGUGGAUAUAUUCCUGUCGCACGACUGGCCAAGAAGCAUAUAUCACUACGGCAACAAGAAGCAACUCCUGAAAGCCAAAUCCUUCUUUCGUCAAGAAGUGGAAAGCAACACCCUCGGAAGCCCCGCUGCUUCAGAACUUCUCCAGUACCUGAAGCCUACAUACUGGUUCUCUGCUCACCUUCAUGUGAAAUUUGCAGCUUUAAUGCAACAUCAGGCCAGUGAUGGACAGCUACCAAAAGCGACCAAAUUUUUGGCUUUGGACAAAUGCCUUCCGCACAGAGACUUUCUACAGAUCCUAGACAUCGAGCACGAUUCCAACGCCCCCGACUACCUCGAGUAUGAUGUGGAAUGGCUUGCCAUUCUCAAAGCGACCAACAAUCUUAUCAAUGUAACCCAGGGCUCGUGGAAUAUGCCGGAAAACAACGGCCUCCAUACCAAGUGGGAUUACAGCGCCACAGAGGAAGCCAUGAACGAAAUCCUGGAAGAAAUGAACCAUAACCUCAAAGUGCCGGAAAACUUCAGCAUGACCGUCCCCUGCUACGACCCCAGCAGACCGCAGAGCAACAGGGAGCUGGUGCACAGAAUCAACCCGCAGACCACCGAAUUCUGCGCCCAGUUCGGCCUCGUCGACAUCAACAGCAGGAUUCAGCAAGCGAAAGGGGCCGGUUCGGUAGCUGGAGAAGACGAGGAGGAGGACGGCGAUAGCUCUGGGUCGCCUGAGGAACCCAGCGACUACAAUACGGACACUUCUGGACUCUCUACGUCCGUUAACCCUGAUGAAAUCAUGCUGGAAGAGGAGGAGGAGGAGGAGGAUGGCGACGACGACGACCGCGUCAGCCCGCGGGGCGAGCCGUCACCCGACCACCCUCCCGAUUUUUCGGCCAGCUUUUCGGACAUCAGGAUCCUGCCCGAUUCCAUGGCGGUAUCUUCCGAUGAUACAAUGGACUCUACCGGUGACGAUCUGGAGAAAUCCACUGAGGCCAAGCAGUCAGAAGGGGACAAACGCUUGAAUGAGAAGUCCUUAAAGAGGCUGAGCGGCGAAAGCGAGGUGGGAAACAGCGCUCUGAAGAAAAUUAAGAGGCGAAACCAGGCCAUCUAUGCCGCAGAGGAAGAAGACGAUGCCGAAUGAAGACGUGCCGAUGACCGUGGGGGUUCAUUAUUAUGAUUUUUUUAAACCUGGAGUGAUUUGCAGCCUCUGCAGAGAUGUUUUACUUUGCUUUGUGGUGACCAGAUACCACAUUUUAAAUGGUUUGAUUUUGGAACCCGGGCCUGGUGUAAGUAUGGGCAGCGGGUUCGCCACGGGCCGUUUUAAAUGAGCCUACCCUGUUUGAUUUGUAGAGUUUCUAAUUUUGUAAAAUGUUCAGCUCUUCGACUGUGUAGCGUAGCAGGAUUUCGUUUACUCGGCAGAUUGAUUGCUCCUUCUAGACAAAUGACGCCAGCUCUGGAAGAGGUUGGGACGUUUAUACCAAAGCUCUGAUCACUGGACUAAUUCCUGGACAAUAUUAGAAUCACGGAGAAAUAAUUCCCUCAUUUAACUCCAAGAGUUGGGACUUUAUCAGCGCUUCCGCUGAUGCCUUUUCAAAUUCGAAAUUCACUUUAGUGUAGCAGGUAACUGAUACGGUCAUUUUUCUCCUGCGGAGUUAAUGUGCGUUAGUUCUAAGAUCAAAGGGACUGUUAGUCGAGAGCAGAGUUUGCAGACCCCGUUCAAUCAGUGGUAUCUAUUGAGCGCUUAAUGUGUGGAGAGCACUGUACUGAGCGCUUGGGAGGAGACAAUAGAAUAAGCAGACCCAUUCCCUGCCCUUAAGGAGCUUUCAACCUAGCAGGGGCGACAGACGUGAAAAUAAAUUGCAGGUCAAGGAGAGGCAACUGAGUGUAGAGCUGUGCACGUAACCGCUUUCGUUAUCAUCCUCGAUGGUAUUUACUGAGCGCUUCCUCUGUGCCGAGCCCCGCUUGGGAGAAUCCAGUACAGCGGAGUUGGCAGACGUGUUCCCUGCCCACAGGGAGCCUACAGGCUUUGGGAAUUUCUUGUAACAUUUUGGUUUCUCGCCAAAUCCCAUGCUAAGGAAGACUGGUGCCCACAUUCCCCCAUUCUGGCACCUUGCGAGCGUUGGGUUUACGGGCCUGUCCCGCCGUGUGCUUUCACGUCCUCUCCGACCCACAGCUGAUAGCGUAUCCGUUGAGUUUUCCCGGCCCAAACGGGCAAGUGGUUUGUCCUUGCCUUCUUCCGCGCGGUCGCCGCGGGAGCCUCCGUCCUCGACUCUCCCCCACGCCGCCGCUGCCCAGCACGGGUGAGUCUGGACGUGUAGCCGACGGCCUUUCCGCUCGCUAGCCACUGGCCGAGCUAGGAAUGGAAUGGACAGGCCUCUGCCUGACUCUUCCGUAGCCGAGGCCGGUAGAGAAGCGGGAACUCUCCAGGUGCCAACCCAAGAGGGGUUGUGUGUGUGUGUGUGUGUGUGCACAGACUGUUUUUCUUGGCACCGCAGGGCACCCCGGCCCGUCGUCGGACAGACGCUCCCUCCUCGGCCCACGGCGCUCUCACCGGAACACACGCUGAAAACGAACGGUACGGCGGAGCGAGCCUACUUACGUCCCGAACGAUGCUACGGAAUGCUCAUUUCCAGAUUUUUAACUUCAGUUUUUAUCCAAACGGGCGACCACUUACCGUAAAUACAGCGGUCCGGUAGUCUAAGGUUCGUGUCGUGAAGGAAAGUUUGCUUUUUUUUUUUUAAUACAAAAAACCCCCAAUGAAUUGAACUCCCACUCAGGUCUCAUUAGAGAGAUGUCAGUUUCAUCAAUCAAUCAGUGGUUUUGAUUGAGUGCUUACUGUGUGCGGAGCACUGUACUAAGCACUUGGAAAUGUACAGUAUGACGGAGCUGGUAGACACAUUCCCUGUCCAAACCUAAAGUCGAAAGCUUGGACGCUUAAUAAGCAUUAAAGUUUGUUCAGAACCAA
Messenger RNA from Tachyglossus aculeatus (Australian echidna), 3483 nucleotides. It is a transcript of the gene DBR1, whose product is annotated as debranching RNA lariats 1. The record is from RefSeq and is a predicted model, not a curated record. The transcript has 8 exons. Gene Ontology annotation, molecular function: RNA lariat debranching enzyme activity. Gene Ontology annotation, cellular component: nucleus. Gene Ontology annotation, biological process: mRNA splicing, via spliceosome. The coding region runs from base 1 to 1659 and encodes 552 amino acids. Lineage: Eukaryota; Metazoa; Chordata; Mammalia; Monotremata; Tachyglossidae.